Molecule: messenger RNA, 1953 nt
Organism: Topomyia yanbarensis
Lineage: Eukaryota; Metazoa; Arthropoda; Insecta; Diptera; Culicidae
Product: probable cytochrome P450 304a1
Exons: 4
Coding region: 250-1809 (519 amino acids)
Molecular function (GO): monooxygenase activity; heme binding; iron ion binding
Source: RefSeq, a predicted model, not a curated record
AGCACACCCAUGGUCAGUCGAUUAUUUGCGUUCAGCGGUAACAGAUGUGAUCCGGUAUAGUAGGCGAAAUAAAGUGUUCCGAAGUCGCGUUCAAUUUGUGUGAACUUUGUCACUGUGUGUAGAGUAGACCCAGAGUAAGAGAGAAAACGAGAGCGCGCGAUUACUGAACUAAUUUAAAUUAUUAGCGGUCAGCCUGCCUGCUGUGUUCGGACGAACAAACAACGUCACCCAGCAACGCAUAUCGGCACCAUGGUGUUGAUAACCGAGCUGAUUAUCACCCUGCUGAUAGGGUUACUACUUUACCGGGCCUAUCGGUAUCUGUUCGACCGACCAUCGGCAAACUUCCCUCCGGGACCACCGAGGCUACCCCUGCUAGGUGGUUAUCCGUUCCUGUUGACCCUGAACUAUCGGCAUCUGCACCAGGCUGCCGCCAAACUGUCCAAUCUGUACGGCAGUAAGCUGAUUGGCCUUUACCUAGGAUCACACCCGGCCGUUAUUGUGAACGAUUACGACACUGUCCGGGAAGUACUCAGCCGGUCCGAUUUCGAUGGACGCCCGGAUUUGUUUAUGGCCAGACUGCGGGAUGCGCACUUCCAGCGGAGAGGAAUCUUCUUCACGGACGGGGAUAGCUGGAGAGAGCAGCGCAAGUUCUUUCUGAAAACAUUACACCAGUUCGGAUUCGGUCGGCGCAACCCAGAGGUGGAAGCCGACAUAAAUGCUGGCCUGGAGGAACUGGUCAGUCUGCUGCGCGAUGGACCAAAGUACGAUCACGAGAAGGCCCUGGUGGAUGCGACUGGGUUUGUCCUUUGUCCAACGGUGUUUUUUGCACUUUUUUCCAAUGUGGUGCUGAAGAUGCUCAUCGGAGGUCGGUUGGAACGUGAGGAUCAAGGUGUUUUGUUUGAGGUCGGUAAAAAUGCUAUAGGAUUCCAUCGCAACGGCGAUGACUACGGAAUGUUACUCAGCUAUAUUCCCUGGAUAAGACAUCUCUUUCCGAAAGCAACCAAGUACGAUCUUCUGCGAGAAGUAAAUCAGAAAGCGAAUGGAGUGAUUCUAAGUUUGGCGGAAAAAUGCGAAAAGAGCUACGAUGAAAACGAUAUUCGUUGUUUCAUAGAUGCGUACAUCAAGGAGAUAAGGAGUACUAAAGGGGGUGCAUCUACGGGAAAGGACGAAUUCGGCUUCCAAUACGAUCAACUGGUGAUUGGUUGUGCAGAUUUUAUGGUGCCACCGCUAUCAGCGAUCCCGGUUAACAUCUGUCUGAUUCUGGAACGCUUGAUUGAAUAUCCAGAUGUGCAGAAAAAGAUGUACAAUGAGUUAAGUGGAAUCGUCGGAACCAGCCGUCUACCCACACUGGAUGACAGAACCAAUUUACCGUACUGUGAAGCCGUUAUUCGAGAAGGUCUUCGCAUCGAUACCCUCGUUCCCUCGGGAAUUCCUCACGCGGCAACCAAAGAUACCGAACUCAAUGGUUAUCAAAUUCCAAAGGGAACCAUCAUUAUCAAUUCACUUGACUUCAUCCACCACCAGGAGGAAAUAUUCAAAAAUCCUCACAGUUUUACCCCAGAACGAUUUCUUAACUCGGAUGGAAAGCUGGCCAUCGAUCAGGACAAAUCGCUUCCGUUUGGAGCUGGAAAACGUGUCUGCGCUGGUGAUCAAUUCGCUCGAAAUGCUCUCUUCCUGGCGAUAACAGCGCUGGUGCAAAAUUUUACCUUCCAGCUACCGAACGGUCGAUCCAUCCCGGACUUGGAUGCUCGACUAACCGGUGUUAUACGCUCAACACCAGACUUCAAACUCAAAUUUGUCGCUCGCUAAUCAAGGAGCAUGAUUGUAUAUUUUGAAAAGAUCACCAGUAUACCCUGUCAUGAACGAUAACAGCACAUCUCUUCCCUAGUGUUACAUGGUUUAAUCCCACUCUAAUGGUUCAUAAUAAAAAUAUAUAACCUUUUUUGUAAUCUA